CAGCGCAGUCGGGUAUGACAUAACUUGAUGGAGUCAGUACAAAGGAGAAGGCGCAGUUGCAGUUUUUAUAAGCUUUUUUAGCAGUAACACCUGAUUGUAUAUUGUAAUAUGUCGACGAAAGGAGAAAAUGAAAAUAUUCCUGGGGAAAGGUUGGAGCUAAAAAAGAAAAUCGGAUUCUGGGGGGCGGUUGCUUUUAUGACGAGUGCUACGGUUGGUUCCGGUAUUUUUGUAUCUCCUGGUGGUGUUGUUAGUGCUGUGCAUGGCAGCGUUGGUCUAAGUAUGGUCGUAUGGGUGACUUGUGGGUUGGUGGCCCUUUUGUCUGCACUUUGUUAUUGUGAGCUCGGUGUCUCUAUAAAGGCGUCGGGCGGUGACUAUGCAAACUUUCAACUUGCUUAUGGUCGACCUGUAGCUUACAUGUAUAUCGUUUCCAUGUCGUUAUUAGAAGUGAGUGCUGGAAUCACCUUACAAGUAUUUGUACAAUAUCUGCUCAGCGGUUUCUUUGGUACAAACUGUGCACUUUCUGAGAGCUUAACCAAAACUGCAGCAAUAUGUGUGCUACUGGUUAUUGUGUUCAUGAACUACAGAAGUGUUCGAUCCGUUGUAAACUUUGAAAUCGUAUUCACCGUCGGUAAAUUUCUGUGUAUGGGCAUUAUCAGCAUCGUAGGAAUCGUUCAACUUAUUAAAGGAAAUGAAGUGGGGACAGAAAACUUUAAAGAGGCUUUUUCACUCGACACGUUGCAAGAAGUUGCGGCAGGAGACAUUGCCCUUGCCAUCUACCAGGGCAUAUUUUCUUAUAACGGAUGGAUGGUUUUAAAUUUCGUAAUGGAAGAAAUAAUAGAUGUAGAGGAAAACCUACCAAAAGCUGUAAUGUUCUCGCUUAGUCUUAUCACAUUGACCUACCUUUGUGUAAACGUCGGAUAUUUUUCAGUUUUGACAGUGCAGGAACUAGCUACAUCGCCAGCAGUAGCAGUGACAUUUGCAAACAAAGUCUUGGGUCCCAUGGCUUGGAUUAUUCCUGUCACAGUGUGCGUGUCAACGCUCGGCAACCAAAACGCCGCAGCUUUUCUUCGGUCUCGGUUCCCAUUUGUAGCAGCAAGAAGUGGCAUGUUACCCAAAAUUUUUACGAUGAUUCACGUAAAGUUCCACACUCCUGGCCCUGCACUUAUACUGACCACGAUGACGAGCGUUGGUUUCAUACUGAUUGGAGAUGUUUAUACACUUUGAUUUACGCCCAGGGUUUUGUGAACUGGAUGUCUAUAGGCUGCAGUGCCGCUAGCGUUUUAGUUCUAAGGUACAAAAGGCCCGACAUUUCAAGACCAUACAAAGCACCCAUCUUUGCUCCAAUUCUCACAUGUCUUUUGUCCAUAUUUUUCCUCGUGGCACCUCUGAUUCUUAACCCACCCGUAUUUAUUCUUUACUUACUCGGUUUCUACUUACUCAUUGCACUUGCCUAUUACGUAUUCAUUGUUAAAAAGUUAAGAUUGCAAGCCAUUGAAACCGCUACGAUUUUCCUGCAAAAACUUCUGCUUGUGGCAGAAACGGACUGGGAUGGAUUGGAGUGGUAAAUCCCUUUAAUUCCUGCAAUUUAAUAUGCUACGUUUAUUCAACUUAACUAUUUUGUUCUAAAUAAAUAACAUUU
Ciona intestinalis (vase tunicate) is the source of this 1639-nucleotide messenger RNA. Its product is annotated as large neutral amino acids transporter small subunit 2-like. Gene Ontology annotation, molecular function: L-amino acid transmembrane transporter activity. The record is from RefSeq and is a predicted model, not a curated record. Gene Ontology annotation, biological process: amino acid transmembrane transport. NCBI's taxonomy places the organism in Eukaryota, Metazoa, Chordata, Ascidiacea, Phlebobranchia, Cionidae. Gene Ontology annotation, cellular component: membrane.